Molecule: messenger RNA, 480 nt
Organism: Pristis pectinata (smalltooth sawfish)
Lineage: Eukaryota; Metazoa; Chordata; Chondrichthyes; Rhinopristiformes; Pristidae
Gene: mrpl58
Product: mitochondrial ribosomal protein L58
Biological process (GO): mitochondrial translational termination
Cellular component (GO): mitochondrial large ribosomal subunit
Molecular function (GO): translation release factor activity
Source: RefSeq, a predicted model, not a curated record
AUGUUGCGACAUGGCUGCUGGUUGCUGUGGGCUGCAGCCAAUGACCUCCAGCCUACAGCCAUGCUUCUGCAGUGCCAAUACCGCAGCAUCUACAGCCAGGAGCUUCAGUACCUGAACAACAAGCACAGAUACUGUAUCCCCACAGACCAUCUCACAGUGACAUACUGUCAGAGCAGUGGGCCUGGGAGACAGAAUGACAAAGUGAACACGAAAGCGGAGGUGAGGUUCCAUGUGACCACUGUUGACUGGAUCUCGGAAGAUGUGCAAAAUGCUAUCAGUGCCAAGCACCAGAACAGAAUCUAUAGGGACGGACAGCUGAUCGUUACUUCAGAGGUCAGCAGGUACCAGAUGAGAAACUUAGGUUACUGUCUGCAGAAGAUUCAGGACAUUGUAACAGCAUCAAGUGAAAAACCUAAACAGCAAACCAAAGAAGUAACUGAAGUUCAGAGAAUGUGGGUGGAGAGCAAGCCUCAGGAAUAG